GGCCGGCCGUGGAAAGGCCGAGCGGCCACCCGCGGCUGCUGCCCCGCCGCGUUCUUGGAAGCCGUCGCCGCCGCUUCUUCUUCCAUGGCCGGGUCGGUGCGCGAGGGCUCCGGCUCGUUCCUGGCGCUCCUUCUGGGGCUGCUCCUGCUGGCUUUGCCCCACGGCGGGGCCGAUCCCCUCCGCUCUCCCGCGGCCCCGCUGCGCUUCAACGUCAGCCUGGACAGCCCUCCCGAGAGCCGGUGGGACCCGGUCGCCCAGCACUUCGACCCGGCGUUCAUGCGGACCGUGCUCAACCACAUCAUCGAUUCUGUGAUCCCCAAAUGGGUCCAUGCCAUUAUUCGAUCUAUCGCAGAAGACCUAGAAAACUUCAUCCCUCAGCCUUACGAAGGAGAGAUUCGGGGACUUGCCCAACACUUCGGGGUUAGCGUUGGCGACGGGCUCCUGCUGAACCUGGCCUACGAAUUCACUGCCUUCUGCACCAGUAUUGUUGCUCAAGACAAGCAAGGAAAUAUAUAUCAUGGUCGGAAUAUGGACUACGACUUUGGAGAGUAUUUACACAAGAUUACUAUCGAUGUGGAUUUUAUCAAGGAUGGGCAGGUAAAAUUCCAAGGCACUACGUUCUUCGGCUAUGUCGGUUUAUGGACAGGACAAAGUCCACACAAGUUUUCCAUCUCUGGGAAUGAACGAGAUGUUGGCUACUGGUGGGAGAAUGCCAUGGCAGCCUUUUUGGCUCGAUUCAGUCCAGCCAGCUGGCUUAUCAGAAGUACUCUAAGCGAAGCGGAAGACUUUGAAACGGCUUUCUAUAUGCUCGCCAAGAUACCCAUUAUAGCCAAUGUGUAUUAUAUCAUUGGAGGCUUGACAUCCAAACAAGGGGCAGUAAUUACAAGAAAAAGAAUAGGCCCAGUAGAUGUUUGGCCUUUGGAUCCUUUAAAUGGGGCGUGGUACCGAGUGGAGACCAAUUAUGACCACUGGACCAACCCACCGAUUUAUGAUGAUCGAAGGACUCCAGCUAUUAAAGCACUAAAUGCGACAGGACAGGAAAAUAUCAAUCUUAAUUCCCUAUUUAAGGUAUUCUCGACCAAACCUAUAUUAAACAAGAUCACCAUUUAUACCACUUUGAUGAGUAAUGCAGAUCCAGACAAGUAUCAGACUUUUAUCUGGACCCCAGAGUGAAAAUCUAAAAUGAAGGAAUGAAAAUCUUUGAAAACGCAAAGGUCGAUAUUUUACACUAGUUCAGAUUUGCUGAUACAACCCACACCUGAUAUAAUCACUAAUGACGAUCCUCUGAAUUAAACUCAUACAUGAUACUUCAGUCAUCUCCUUCCUCUCAUAAAUAUACUACUAUAAUUGGUUAUGACAGAAUGAGCGAUGUAAGCAGAUAAUUGGAAAUGAUGUAAUAAAUCUAAC
Messenger RNA from Notechis scutatus (mainland tiger snake), 1407 nucleotides. Lineage: Eukaryota; Metazoa; Chordata; Lepidosauria; Squamata; Elapidae. The record is from RefSeq and is a predicted model, not a curated record.